AUGGAAGCCCAUGCUUUAGUUGCAAGGUUAGCCGAGAAACAGUUACAGUUCCCUUUCAUGGCCUUACUUGUCUCAGGUGGCCAUAAUCUUAUUAUCCUAGCCCUUGAUCUUGGUAACUAUAUACAACUCGGGACAACAAUAGAUGAUGCGAUUGGUGAGGCAUAUGACAAGACGGCAAAAUGGCUUGGUCUCGACAUGAGGAAGAGUGGGGGUCCUGCUGUAGAGGAGCUGGCUCGUGAGGGUGAUGAAAAAUCUAUCAUUUUCAAGGUCCCCAUGAAACAGCAUAAAGACUGCAAUUUCUCGUACGCAGGUCUCAAGACCCAAGUGAGGCUGGCUAUAGAAUCCAAAAACAUUGAUGCUUCAAUUCCCAUUGCCUCAGCGAAUAGUGAAGACAGAAAAGCUCGGGCUGAUAUUGCUGCCUCUUUCCAGAGAAUUGCGGUGUUGCAUCUUGAGGACAAAUGUGAACGAGCAAUUGAAUGGGCGUUGAAUAUGGAGCCUUCUAUAAAGUAUUUGGUUGUCUCUGGAGGUGUUGCCUCCAAUCAGUAUGUGAGGUAUCGACUUAAUCAGAUAGUUGAAAAGAAAGGCCUUCGUCUCAUUUGUCCUCCCCCAAGCCUUUGUACUGACAAUGGUGUAAUGAUUGCUUGGACUGGAAUCGAGCAUUUUCGUGUGGGAAGAUAUGAUCCACCGCCACCCGCAUGCGAACCUGAUGAUGCCCAGCUUGAUCUUCGACCGAGAUGGCCGUUGGGCCAGGUGUUCGCGCAAGGAAAGAGUGAGGCCCGUUCGUUGAAGACGGCACGUGUCCAUCCAUCGCUUACUUCUAUAAUUCAAGCGUCGGCUAAACAACAAUCUUCAUUAUAG
This is a messenger RNA of Striga hermonthica, 858 nucleotides long. NCBI's taxonomy places the organism in Eukaryota, Viridiplantae, Streptophyta, Magnoliopsida, Lamiales, Orobanchaceae. The record is from the annotation of a GenBank genome assembly.